Messenger RNA from Microcebus murinus (gray mouse lemur), 3340 nucleotides. It is a transcript of the gene SRD5A3, whose product is annotated as steroid 5 alpha-reductase 3. The record is from RefSeq and is a predicted model, not a curated record. NCBI's taxonomy places the organism in Eukaryota, Metazoa, Chordata, Mammalia, Primates, Cheirogaleidae. Gene Ontology annotation, molecular function: 3-oxo-5-alpha-steroid 4-dehydrogenase activity. Gene Ontology annotation, biological process: polyprenol catabolic process; dolichol-linked oligosaccharide biosynthetic process. Gene Ontology annotation, cellular component: endoplasmic reticulum.
AUGGCCGAGUCCGGCGAGGCGCUGCCGGGGCCGGGCCGGGGACAGGGGAGCCGCGCGGCGGCCGCGGCCGCGAGUCCGGCGUGGCCGGCGCGUCCCCGCCCGCGGCGCGCGUCACAGACGUCCGGCGCGGCCGACCGCGCGGCGCGGGCGUGGCGGCCGCUCGGCUGCGGCGGCGGCGGCGGCGCUGCGGUGGCGCUGCGGUGGCCGGCGCGCGGCCAUGGCUCCUGGGCGGGGGCCGAGCUGGCGGCGCUGGACCCGCUGCGCACGCUGUGGCUCGCGCUGGCCGCCGCCUUCCUGCUGGCGCUGCUGCUGCAGCUGCUGCCGUGCGGCCUGCUCCCGGGCGGCGCGCUCUUCCAGGACCUCAUCCGCUACGGGAAGACCAAGAGCGCCGGCCCGCCGCGCCCGGCCGUGUGCCGGGCCUUCGAUGUCCCCAAAAGAUAUUUUUCUCAUUUCUAUAUCAUCUCAGUGCUGUGGAACGGCUUCCUGCUCUGGUGCCUUACUCAAUCUCUGUUCCUGGGAGCACCUUUUCCAAACUGGCUUCACAGUUUGCUCAGAAUUCUUGGGGCUGCACAGUUCCAAGGCGGUGAGCUGGCGCUGUCCGCAUUCUUAGUGCUCGUGUUUCUGUGGCUGCACAGCCUUCGACGACUCUUCGAGUGCUUCUACGUCAGCGUGUUCUCCAAUGCCGUGAUUCACGUCAUGCAGUACUGCUUUGGCCUUGCCUACUACGUGCUCGUGGGCCUCACCGUGCUGAGCCAGGUGCCGCUGGACGGCAGGCAUGUCUAUAUAAUAGGGAAAAAUCUAGUGAUGCAGGCGCGGUGGUUCCAUAUCCUCGGCAUGCUGAUGUUCAUCUGGUCAUCUGCCCAUCAGUACAAGUGCCACGUCAUUCUCGGCAAUCUCAGGAAAAAUAAAGCAGGCGUGGUCAUUCACUGCAACCACAGAAUCCCUUUCGGAGACUGGUUCGAAUACGUUUCCUCCCCCAACUACUUGGCGGAGCUGAUGAUCUACAUUUCCAUGGCCGUCACCUUUGGGUUCCACAACUUAACUUGGUGGCUAGUGGUGACGUAUGUCUUCUUCAGCCAGGCCCUGUCUGCUUUCCUCAGCCACAGAUUCUACAAAGGCAAAUUUGUCUCCUACCCAAGGCAUAGGAGAGCUUUCCUGCCAUUUUUGUUUUAAGAUAACCUCAGCCAUGAAGAACGCAGACGAGGUGGCAGAUUCGACCCCGAAGGACAGUGAAGUCAGAAAACCAAAGUACAGUUUCUGCAGAGCUGUCUGAAACCCUCUGUUCCAUUUUUUUACCCCAAAAGUUUUCACUGAAUGAACAAUAUAUGAAGGUUCAAGAAAAUGAAUCUUUAAAGUGUCUUCCAAGAAGAAAUAACUGGCAGAUCUGGGAUUGGUGUGUCUGCUCUCUGGGAUGGUUUAUGAAGCCGACAAACUGAUAAAAAGUAGAUGAGGAUUCGCCAAGCUGCUCCACAAGCAAACUAACCAUGAACAUAUAACAUACAAACAGCUUCUCACAUACACAUACAUACAUACAAACAGCUUUUCAUAUACACAGACAUACAUACACAAGGGAAGAGAUAAGAUCACCUAUGGCUAGUUCAGCCUAUUAGGGAAAAGUGAACUGGACUAUAUAAUAAUAUACUAGGUGCUCAGUAAAUGUGUGUUGCAUUUCAGUAAAAGCAGAGUAGCCUUUGAAAAUAACAAUAAUAUACAAAUUUUACCCCAACAGUUUCAGAGGAAAAUGAGUUUGUUGGAGUUCAUUUAUACUUUCACACAUUAUCAUAAACAUCUCCAGUUAUCAAUAGACAUUUCCACUCAUCCCCCCCCCUCAAAUCAUAGUCUAACAGAAAGUUUUGAAACCUCUUUUAUUUGCCACUUUUUUGGUAUCCUCUUGAAGGGAGUACUUCAAAAGUGAAAAUAUUGGAAAAUAAAUAUUUUUAUAUUUAUGCAUAGCAAGCCUUUGUGAAUGAAAUCAACAUACUCUGGAUUGGAUAGUACUGUAGCCUCGUUUACAUGUAGUUAUUCAAAUUGUAUUAAUGUCUGUCUGUGUUUAUUUCAACUAAUAGAAUGAAUCUGAACAUAUUUAGGCAUAACGUUUACAUUUAAAAUAGCUUAUAUUAAAAUACCUGUGAUCGAUUCAGGGGGAAAUAAAUGCAUGGUAUCAAAGAAAAACAAAAACUUGAAAAAUAAGACUACAGUCUGAGCAUCACAGUAAAAACUACACAUUUGUGUAGCAUAAGAUUUUCUGGCUUAUUGGCUGGCGUAUUAACUAUUCUUUUUAUGCAGAUGUCCUAUUGUAAUGUAAGUACCAAAGUUUUGCAUUUAUGUGUACCUGCUAUAAGGGAAAAUGCCUCAUUAUGAACGAGAUAAAUAUCAAAUGCACAAUCUAAGAAUAUCUCUCCGUACUCCAGUCCCUGGAGUUCUAAACCAAGGCAUUAAACUGAGAUUCUUUUUAAUAGAACCUUAAAUACAUGCAUGUCAAAGCACAUUCAAAAGUUCUUACAAUUCUGAUGUAGCAUUUUCUCUCCCAUCAAUCAAACACCACUUAAUUAAGGUUAACCUGUUGCUCAGUCUAUUCAAAUAAAUGACAUAUGCAUUUUUACUUACUUAGAAUUUGCCAUACUCAGGAAGAAAACUAUUUGUACGUUGGAAAUGGAAAGCAUAUUGCAGUUUGGUCUUCAUUUCCACACAAAUGGCAUGUGUAAUGUUUAGUGACAAAUUAUUUGGGAGGGGAAAUUGUAUUUUAUUGUAGCAUGCAAUUUCAUACCCAGUUUAGACUAGGGAUUUGGCUGAUGUUCUGGAAUCUCAUUGUACUUUUACACAAAAUAAUGAGCAUCUCCCACGAAGAACUCUGCCAGGGGUUGUGAGAAAGCUGCAGAAUCCAGUUUCCCACUCCCUGGCCCUGCUGUCUCCGUCACAUUUGUCACUGUUUUCUAUUUUCCCUUUUCCUCCUUUGCAUUGCUACGCAAAGAGAAAAGAGGAAAUAGUGAUGUCCUCAUAGGGGUUCAAAAAAAAGUGACAUGGCCUUUAGUGAAAGCUUAACCACUAGAGAAUAAUUGAGAAUUGUGAUUUGCUUGUGAUGUCAGAAUAAGCACUGGUUUUUGUGUUAGUGAAAACAUUCCGUCUGCCUACAGGGAGCACCAGAGAAUGUGCAGAUUCUUCAUCAGGAUGAUCCAGAAAUGGCUUGGAGGUAGAGAUUCUUGAUUUUCCUGUUGGCUCAGUCGCAUAGCCUUAAUCUUUCAUUCUCUGAUAUUGUUAUGCUAGGGGAAAGGAUGUCAAACUACCUCAUCAACAGCAUUGGCUGGAUUAACUACUGACUAUAAAAGUAUGCUAAAAAUAA